Messenger RNA from Microtus oregoni (creeping vole), 240 nucleotides. Its product is annotated as WAP four-disulfide core domain protein 15A-like. Gene Ontology annotation, cellular component: extracellular region. Bases 1 to 240 code for a protein of 79 amino acids. NCBI's taxonomy places the organism in Eukaryota, Metazoa, Chordata, Mammalia, Rodentia, Cricetidae. The transcript is spliced from 2 exons. Gene Ontology annotation, molecular function: peptidase inhibitor activity. The record is from RefSeq and is a predicted model, not a curated record.
AUGAAGCCACGCAGCCUCACACUGUUCACAACAACCAUUCUCCUUUGCCUCAGCAUGGUACAGCCUAGAACAAAGAGAAUAGUAACACCAAAACCUGGGUACUGCCCGGAGUUUUUUCUUCCCUGCCCGUUUGAACGGUUACCCGUAUGCCAGCAUGAUAAAGGGUGCAAGGGCAUCAAAAAGUGCUGUUUCUACUACUGUCAGAUGCGCUGUGUGGAGCCUUGGACAACCAUGUUUUGA